This is a messenger RNA of Blepharisma stoltei, 8845 nucleotides long. NCBI's taxonomy places the organism in Eukaryota, Ciliophora, Heterotrichea, Heterotrichida, Blepharismidae. The record is from the annotation of a GenBank genome assembly.
AUGGAUGACACUUCAGAUGAUAAAAGCAGAUAUAAACUUCGACAAACAACAUUGCAAUAUGACUCUUCUAAAGCGGUAGCUCGUGAAAUUGAAAUAUUUAGAGGCCAAGGCUACCGAAAUAACCUUUACCCAGACAACUCAAUAAACACAAAUUUGAAUUCAUAUUUCUUUCUGAUCCCAUUCAUUUUAUUCUCCCAAUUUAAAAGAUUAGGCUAUAUUUGAUAAUCUUUAUAAUGUAACUUUUAAGCAAAAUUUUAGUUAAAUAUUUUUUCUCCAAAAAAAUUUUGGGUACUGAAAAUUAUUAACAUAAAAUUUUAUUCAUCUAAUAAGCCAUAUCUAAUUGUCACAAUCUUUCAAUAUAUCCCAUAUGAUCUUUCUCCAUUACAAAGCGAGUCAACAACAACUAUUUUUGCGAUUUCUUUAUUUUUGAAUUUGGUGCAUGAUAUAUUUGCUAAUUAUUUGAAACGAAAAAGCGAUUCCUGCGUAAAUUCAAGAGAUUCUCUUGUUUGAAGUGAAAGCAGUAAACAAUUUAUACACAAAAAAUGAGAAGACAUAAGGGUGGGAUAUGUGAUUGUAGUUAAAAAUAAUGAAGAAGUGCCAGCAGAUUUAAUUUUGAUAGCAACAAGUGACUCAGAAGACUCUUGCUUCUUUGAGACUUUUAAUUUAGAUGGGUCUACAAGGCUGAGCAUGAGAAAACCUGUCUCAGAUUUUGCAAAAAUUUUUGAAAGCAAAAAUUAUGAAAAGGCAAUUCAUAGGAUUUUUAAGUUGGAUAAUGCAAUUCUAAAAAUUGAUCAUCCAAAUGAUUAGAUUGGGUUUGACUAAAAGUUAUGUGCCUCUUUGUUUGAAUCUCAUCCAAUGCAAGCUUACAAUAGUCUUGCUCAACUGUGGGUGUGCAGUCCUUGGUAUCUCAGCAUUUCUACCAGACAUAGCUCAACUUCGUAUUUCGGCCUUAUUCUUGACACUGUUUCAGCUUGUUAGAGAAAACAUUUUAUAACUUAAAACUGUUGCUUCAGUGGCUAGAGUUCUAGUUAAAGAUAAAUCCCCAGCUAUUAUCUGACCAAUAAUGCCUUUUUAUGGUAAAAACUAUUUUUCAGGCGCUUAGUGUCAAAAUUUGUCAGUUCAUGCAGAAUUCAAAGAGUUUUAUUGUGAUUUUGAAGAUUCAGAUACAUGAUCUGCAUAAAAUCAUUAUUGAUUCUCUUUGGCCCAUAUAGGUUAAGUAAGUCAAGAGCAAAUGGGUGUUGCAUCGAUAAGCAAUUUUUAUUCAGCAUAUGAAACUGGGAACUAGUUGAGGAUUACUGGAGUUUUGAAGUUUUAUUUUUGUGUGAAUAGCGAUUUCCAUCGUAAAGAAAAGGUUGAUUAAAAGCAAGUGAAGCAUGAAUUUACAGCUUUAAAAGAUAAAAUAAAUUAAAUGCCUUGUCAUGGUGGUAUCGUCUUUUAGGGCAUAAUGCCCUUACCCCAAAUUCAGAUCAAGAAUUAUGAAUUAUUCAUUGCCGAGCAAUGUAGGCAAAGCCCAACUGUAGCACGAUGCCCAGUACACAUAGAUUCCAUUUUCUGCUUGGCUUUCAGGCCACAGAAAGGCCUCUAAACUUUUAAACGCCAGGAGAGAGAAGUGUUGUUGUGAAUGCCAUUAUAUUUGUUGAAUCCUAAUGAUAAUUAUCAUACUGUAUAUGGGAGCAUAAAAUUGGUGAAAUACCCUAAAGCGAUACCUCUUUCCAUUGAGAAUUUUGUAUUGCGAGGGUCAAAAUUGAAAAAUACUGUCUCUCCUUGAUUAGCGAGCAAAUACCUAUUGUUGUUAGCAAGCAACAAUUUUUUAUAAUAUACAUUUUAUUUUACAAAUAAUAAUUUGAUAUAUAAUUAAUGAUGAAAAUGAUGAAAACUUCAGCUAAUACUAUAAAGAUCCCGUAAUUGCAAAGACCUUCAUGGAAAAAAAUUAGAUCAAAAUUUUAAGAAAAUAAAAUGUCUCAAGUUCAAAUUUGAAAUUUUGACAGCCUUAAAUUUAUAUACCUUUUUGCAAUGAAUAGAAACAUUCAUAAAACUUAGUCAUUAUCAUAUUUAAUAUGUAAAAAUAGGGUAACUUUAUCAUAGGAAUUCUUCUAAUCAUUGUGAAAAGGUAUAAAUUAAAACAGCUUUUCAUCCAAAUAUUACAAUUUGGAUUUUUUAAAUCCAGAAUAUAUAAUUUCAUAUAAAAUUUAAAACAAUUAAUGCUCCGUUAAUGAGCAAAAUUUUUUUUACCUACUAACCAAGGGGAGUGAAUGAAUAAUGGGGAUUGUAGUUUAUACUGGUCCAGACACAAAAAUUAUGAUAAACUCUCAAGAAUUAUACUUUCAUUAUGAACUAUUUAAUUCUAAUCAUUAUUUAAGUGUUAGCUAAAUUCAUUGAAAAUGAUAUAUGACAUAAGAGUAAGAAUACUGAUAAAGUAAUGGAUAAAUAUAUUUUCUGAAUCUUUAUAUUGCUCUCAGCUAUGACAUUAAUUUUAUGCAUACUUACUAUCACUCAUUCAUACUAUUAUGAGCAUGAGUACAAAUAUUUUACAGGCUUGAACCCUUCAUCAUCUUGAAUGGAUAUUUUAAGCUUUCUCAUAUUAUUUAGUUAUUUAAUCCCUAUCAAUUAUUAUAGUAUUGUUGAUUUAAUUGGUUUAAUACAAUUUUGAUUUAUGAGGCAAGAUUUAUGCUUUUAUGAUGAUAAAAAGCAUGAAACAAUUAUAAGCAGUAGUCUACGUCUAAAUGAAGAUUUGGGAAAGGUUAAAUACAUUUUUACAGAUAAAACUGGGACUCUUACUGAAAAUAAAAAUGAAAUUACAUCAAUUUGGGGUGAUAGCAUAAUUUAAUAUGAAGACAGAAUUUAUCUUAAUAAAUGAUAAUAGAAAUGACGACUAAUUUUCAGUGAAAUUAAAAUAUUUUGUAAUUAAAGGCAAAAGCUAUGAUAUUGAAGAAAUGCCUCUCCUAUUUAGUAGCAAAUUGUAUGACACCAUGCUAGAUUUAUUAAAAGUUCUAGCAAUUUGUCAUACUGUUAGUCCGUUGUCAAUAAAUGAAGAUAUUAAAUAUAAAGGUGAGUCUCUAGAUGAAGAAGCACUAAUAAUGGCAGCUUUUAUGUCUGGUGUUGAAUAUAAAAGCACAAAAGAAAAUGUAAUGGAGCUAAAAAUCUUUGGUUCAACAAAAUAUUAUAAAAUAUAUGGACUUAACAAAUUUGAUCCUGACUCCCCACCAGUAAGAAGUAAAAAUUUUUGCUUAUUCGAGGGGUUUAAUACAAAAUUUUCAACAGUAAAUUUUAUAUGGAUCGUAAUUUGCUUGAUAUUAUUGAGGGGUUCACUUUUUAUCUAAAAAACAAAUUUCUGAUCUAUUCAUAUAAAUUUAUUAUUUGAAAAUUUUCGUUAAAAAACCCUCCAGAAUAAGAAAGAAUUUGCUUAUUACUAGUAAGAGAGUGAGAGAAAAAUCAUGUCAAUUGUGGUAAAAGAGCUUAAUUGUGAUAAAUAUCCAGUUUUAUUAUGCAAAGGAGCCGAUGAUGUAUUGUGCACAAAAUCAUUAAACUCAGAAAAAUAUAUAAAGAAAUUGACAAAAGAAAUAGAAAAUCACACUAAAAAUGGAUUAAGAGUGCUUGCUAUUGCCAGAAAAACUUUAACUGAAGAAGAGGCUGCUAAAUUUGAGGAGCAAUGAAUAGCUGCAAAAAAUGCAAUGACUAAUAGCGAAUCGAGGCUCAAAGAAGUAGCAAACUUAUAUGAAAAAGAUUUGUAUAUUAUUGGAGCUGUUGCAAUUGAGGAUAAACUUCAAGAUGGUGUCUCAGAAACUGUAAGUUCUCUUCGUAAAGCAGGGAUCAAAAUAUGAAUGAUGACGGGUGACAGACGUGAAACUUCUAUAAGUACAGCAUACGCUUCUACAUUAUUUGACAGUGAAACAGAAAUUAUACAAUUAUCUUAUUCUCAUGAAAAAUUUUUAUUUGAGGUCCUUGAAAAGGAGUAUAAUAAUAGGUUUUUACCACAAGAAUCAGGUAGUUUUAUACAGAAAUCUGAGUCAAUGAGUCUAAAAGAAUCAGAAUCAAAAACUAGUAUUGAGCUAGAACAAGACUGCAUAUUUAUAAAAAGAAAUGAAUCAUAUAACUAUGGAAUUGCUGUAGAAGGACUCUCACUUGAUGCUAUAAUGAGAAAUGUCAAACAUUUGCAAUAUUUUUUAGCACUUGGCUGUGCUGCUAAAGCUGUUAUUUUAUAUAGAACAACUCCAGCCCAAAAAGCAAGGAUCGUAAAAAUAUUUAAUGAAAACGUUUUAUCUCGCCCUGUCAUGCUGGCAAUCGGCGAUGGAGCAAAUGAUUGUGCCAUGAUUAAUGAAGCAAAUAUAGGCAUUGGGAUAUUAGGGAAGGAAGGGUGUCAAGCAGCAAAAUGCAGUGACUUUGCGAUUGCAAACUUCAAAUGCCUGAUUCCUUUACUGCAAGUUUAUGGCCACUGAAACUGCAUAAGGAUGCCAAAAAUUCGACAAGUUUUAUAUCGUCUUAAGGCUUAUUGUGUGCCUUGACGCAAUUUCUUUCAUAACUUGGAUAGUUGGCGCGCCAUCUAAAACCCGCAAGCCACUUAAAGUUGACAUAUCUUGUCAAAAGGAUAUACUUUUGCUAUUUGAGUUGCUUGCUACUUUUAGAUGACUCGCCAAAUCUCCAAGUUGCUGAGAAGAAAAUUGCGUCAAGGCAUGCAAUAAGCAUGCAGACUUUAUAAUCUACAUUAGUUGCUUAUUGGCAUUCUUACUAUUUUAUUACUCAUUUAUUAAUAUGUACUCAGCUAGCUUUUUAUAUGAAUCAUGAAUGAUCACUAUUUUUUAUGGCAUGCUUAUCAUUUUGCCAAUUAUAUGGCUUGGAGUGAUUGAUAAAGACUAUGAAAAAGAAAAAUUAAUUAAAAAACCUGAACUCUAUUAUAGAUGAGAUUUUAUGUCUAAGGAAAGUUUAUGAUAUAUAGUGCUUGGAGCUUUUCAGGCACUUUUAAUAUUUUUAUUGGCAGUGCUUUUUACUGCAGACAGUUUUGAUUUGCAUGGUAAUGCUGAAGAUUAUUUCACAAUAGGCUGCAUUUGCUUCUUAAUAAUUCUUCAAGUAGUCUUAUAUGAGUUAUGAGUUAUAGCCAAAUCAUGAAGCCUCCUGUUCUUCAUUGCUUCUAUAUUCGUAAUAUUAUUUGCAUUUUCCUUUGUAUUUUUACUUGACUACGGACCUGCCAAUAAUUACUACAUGAAAGGCACAUCAUCUAAAUUAUUUUCAAAUGUUGUCAAUUUAAUAAAUCUAUUCACUGUCCCUCUAAUUUGCUUGGCAUUUAGGCUUUCCUUUCAUUAUUUAGCUCACCUUAAGCAAAGCCAAAAUUAUUUGAGAAAUAAAAAAAUAUUUAAAAGCACAGCGCUUAUCAGCCCAGAUAAUGUUCAAGAAGAUUUCAAACAGCUAUUUGAUUUCACAAACUAUGACACUGCGUGAGAUAAGAAAGCUGUUAUACUUAACUACAAAAUGAAACCAAUUACUAUGCGAUUUAGCAAUCCAUAUUUAGAAAAUGAAUUUCAGGCUGAUUCUGUAAAAGAGAGCAAAUCUUCCAGAAGAUUAUAUGUUCUUCUUAGCCUGAUAGUAUUCUUUAUUAUAUUCAUUCUUAACAUCUUUCUUACAAAUAACGACGAUGAGCACAUCAUUUUGAGAGCUUUAGAAAUUAUCACGUUAAUAUUGAUUUUUUUUAUUUUUAUUUGCUUAUGAUUCCAGCAGUUCGAAAAAUAUCAUGCGCAGCUGAUAAUAUCUUGAAUUGGGCUAUCUUUAUUAUUUAAAAUAUUUAUUGAUUAUGGAAUAGGUUAUGAUAUGACAUUAUCAAGUGCUCUUAUGUCGUUUUAUACCUUUAUCGUGACCAAAAAUUACUCUUAUUACAUUUCUUUAUAGAAGAGCCCUGCUUUGGUUUGGGCUGUGCCAAGGUCUCCUAACCUCACCAAUGGUUAUCAAACCAGCAUUUGUUGGUAGAGCCAAUUCCCUGGUAGAAAGUCUAGAGUAUCAAGUAGAUUUGCCACCAAGGGAUAAGCUGCUCAACAAAUGUUGGUUUGAUAAGUCCCUGGGUGGCAUCUGAGAAUUCGGCUCAGCUCGAGCCAAAACAAAGCUCAGGCUAUAUUAAAUAUUGCGAAUUUCAUAAUUUAUGCUGCGUGAAUGUUUACAAUAGAAAUCAAAAUUUCCCCAUUGGUUAUUGGGAUAUUGAAUGGCUUUGUUUAUUUGUUUUUGGGCUCUGGUAUGGUAUUCCUAAACGCAAUGAUAAGUUACGCGUAUGAAAGAGAUACAAAAUUGCAGUAUCUUUUUAUUGAGACUGUAAAAUUUCAAUACAACAAAGGUAUAGAAAUAUUAUCAAAUUUAUUUCCACAUUUUAUCAAAGAUAAAGUAAAAAAAGGAGAAAGAGCAAUUGUGCUAGGCCAGCCUGAUGUUACUGUGAUGUUUUGUGAUAUUUAUCAAUUUGAUAGCAUCUGUGCAACUCAUUCUCCUAGUGAAUUAAUUGAUCUUCUUGAUGCCUAUUUUGAUUUGCUAGAUAAAUUAUGUGAUGAUUUUGGUGUAGCGAAGAUAGAAACAGUAAAUAAAACAUUCAUGACAUGCGCAGGGAUAGCUCAAGAUGAAGUGUUGCGCCCAAAAACAAAGCUAACCAAAAAUCAUGGGAUGAGAACUGUAGAACUAGCCCUAGCAAUUCUAGAUAAACUCCAGCAUGUCUUUCUUAAAACUGGUGAAAAACUAAGGGUAAAGAUAGGAAUAAACUCAGGUCCGGUAAUAGCAGGCGUUGUAGGACUUCAUAAACCUCAGUUUUCUCUAGUUGGAGAUACUGUAAACACUGCCAGCAGAAUGAUGAGUACACUUAAAGAGCCAGAUUCAAUCCAAAUUUCUAACUCCCCCAUGAUCGAACAAAAAAAAUCUUGUUCGCUCACUGAGGGGGUUAAUUUUUUUUUUAAAAAUUCAUAUAUACAAUUUUAUAGAAUGUUUUUUUAAAAAAAAUCCUAAUUCACAAAAAUUAGAGAUCAAAUAUUAAUUUAAUUUGUAAAAUUUAUGUUUUUUUUAAAACGCUAUUUGUUUAAAAUUAAACAGAAUUAGCACAGAUUUCAUUAUACUAAUUAUCACUUAUAUAUCAAAAUUUUUUCUCAUAAAAAUUUUUUCUAUUGAAAAAAUUUUUGUUUCGCUCACGGAGGGUGGGUUUUGGGCAAAAAAUAGCGAUUUUUCUAAUGGUUUUGUUCGCUUACGGAGGUGAGGGAGUAAGUCAACUUAUGAAUUAGUCAAAGAUUGCGCUUUUGAUUUUAUUUAUAAUAAGGUAGAAGCUAAAGGUAAAGGGAUUCUUAAAACUUUUCUAGUGCAAAAGCAACCCCUGCUAAGCCCAUUGCGUGAUAGAAUAGAUUCUCAUAAUAAUGGCUCAACCACCGAUCAAGAUAAUUCAUGGAUCGUUAAGAGGGAAGCCACUAAAACUGAAGGUUUUAUUCGGAGAAGCAACAGAUUUUAUAGUGUAAAAGGAGGUGAAAAAUGCAAAAAAAUUAUUAAUAUGACUUCAAUAUUAAACGAAAUGAUAGAAAGAUCUGGGCUAUCUAAACAAGAGCUUGGGUUUGUAGAAGGAAUAAAGCUUACUCGAUUUCAUUAUAAAACUGAAGAGGAAGUCGAAUUAAGGCUAAGAGUUAUCGACAAAUUAGAGCUGGCAAUGAAAUAUAAAAUAUGAGGAGAAAUGAUAUUAAUUUUACUUGCUACAACUGUGCAUUUAUUUAGGUUUAUUUUCAUUGAUAAAGAUGAAAUAAUUUUUGGACUCAUUUCAUUAAAAAUAGUGAUUUUGCUAUCGCUUAUAGGUGUUUUAGCAAAAUAUAGAAAACUUCAUAUAAAAAUUUUCUUUUCAUGAAUUUUAUUUGCUGGAUUUUUAUCUUUGGGAAUUUUGAAUGUGGUUACUUUUUAUAAUUCACCAAAAAACUGCUGUAUUUUAAUUACGCUAGAAAUCCUAUUUGAAUUGCAGUUAAUUGGCACUGCUUGCUUUCUUCCUUUUGCAAACUUGCUAUUCUCUACCUUGCUCCUUACAAUUCCCACAAUUCUUAUUAUUUCUAUUAAUUUUGAAAAAGAAGAAGCCCUAGAAACAAUUUUUCCUUUUAUUUUCUACUGCCUAUUAAACAUGCUUGCAUUGCAUAACAAAGAGAAACAAUCACGAAUUACUUUUAACCUCCACAAACUCAUGAAAAGUGAAAUAUCCAAAACUAAAAGGCUGCUAAACCAAUUAAUCCCGCCCCAUGCUGUCAGAAAUAUGAUGAAUGAUCUUGCUACAACUGACCGAUUUAAUGAAGUUACCAUGAUUUUCGCUGAUAUUUGUGGCUUCACUGAUUUUUCUUCUUCAAGAAGUCCGGAAGAAGUCAUUUCUAUGCUGUCUGGAUUUUUCACUAUUUUUGAUAAUCUAUGCUUAAGCCAUAAUGUAUUUAAAGUUCACACAAUUGGUGACUGCUACGUCAUUAUGAGCUUUAGAGACGCUCAAAGUAGAAAAACUGAGAGGAAUUUGUAUGAGGAAUGUGAGAAUAUGCUGAAUAUGGCUUUUGAUAUGGUAAAGGCAAUAAAAGAUAUCAAUGAGAAAAAUAUGACGAAAUUAAAUAUGAGGAUUGGAAUGCAUACAGGAGAUUUGGUAGGAGGGAUCACAGGGAAUGACAUAGUUAGAUAUGAUAUUUAUGGACCUGAUGUAGAUGUUGCUAAUAAAAUGGAAAGCAAUGGAAUGCCUGGAAAAGUCAAUGUGAGCGAAGUUACUAAAAAAUUGCUUGAAGAAGGAUUUCCUGGGAAGUAUGGGUUUGAGUUUAAUAAGACUAUUAUACAUAAGCCAAUCAAUAGAGCGUUCGAGUCAUACUAUGCAAGCUACAACAACUCUUUAUAG